This is a messenger RNA of Dermacentor andersoni, 4075 nucleotides long. RefSeq names its product DNA repair and recombination protein RAD54B-like. Gene Ontology annotation, biological process: double-strand break repair via homologous recombination; reciprocal meiotic recombination. Gene Ontology annotation, molecular function: ATP binding; DNA translocase activity. NCBI's taxonomy places the organism in Eukaryota, Metazoa, Arthropoda, Arachnida, Ixodida, Ixodidae. Gene Ontology annotation, cellular component: nucleus. The record is from RefSeq and is a predicted model, not a curated record.
GCUAAAGUUAGUGCGGCAGACGAUUGCAUGCAGCAAACAAAGAAAGCGAGAAGAUUUAGCGCGGUUAUGUUGAUUUCUGAAUGCAUCUUUCAUAAUGCAUGUAUUGAGUGUAUUCUAUGUGAAACUGUUUGUUACAAAUAAUUUGCAACGCGUUUAGUUGUUCGUGAUCUUUAAACGCGUGUAAGAAAACAUGCGCAAGUCAUCUAUUCUUCAGCAAUCUGCAAAUAAGAAAUUUAACAGCCCUUUCUUGAAGCCAGCGUCGACUGCUUCAGCUGUGAGAGUAAAGGAACAGCCAGAGCUUUGCAGCACUGUGACUGGGUCUGACAAGGGGGCUCAGAAAAGAAGUAUCGGUGAUAUAGUGAACCUUGUCAACCAAUGCCCAGCUGCACAAGAGGCAGUGAAGAAGGUCCGUGUAGAGCUGAAUGCUCAAACCAGACCUUCACCAGAUGCUGACAGCUGCAAUGAAAGCCUACCAACACUGCCAACACCAGUGCAGAAUACCAGAACACAGUUACCUCUGUCUGAUGCACCAGGAGCCACUAACAACGCUCGUUACUACAGCGUUGUCUGGUGCAAGAAGUCAAUGAAAAAACACAAGAAGUGGGAAGGUGAUGCUGUGCUCAUAAUCAAAGGACGGUCAGCCACGUUGAGAAGCUUGGAGGGAAAAGAAUUGUCGUCUGCAUUUGGGUACAAAGUGAAGGAGGUUGAUGCAAUUGAAGAAGGAAGCAUUUUCAGCAUCGGCGGCAAAGAAUGCGAGAUACAAGCUUCCAUAUCUACCGAAGAGUACCUUUCAGGGCGCUGUUUCAGUGAUGGCUUUGUACCUGUGGCCACCCAAGAGGACUCAAUACAGCCACGUUCAGCACCUGCACUUAAGGCGUCAACACAGCAACAUGCCACAGUCAAGUUCCCAGCUUUUAGAAGUCCUCACGUGGGAAGUCUUCCUUCUAACACAAGCAGCAAAAAGAUUUUCAUCCCACUGCCCUGUCCACUGAUCAAGCCAGACUCGCUAGUCAUGCCUCGCCCAAACAGCAUUCACCAAUGGGACCAUAACAAGAAGAACCUUCCCGUGACAGAUGUGGUUGUGGAAGACUCACUUGCUCGAUGCUUGCGGCCUCACCAGCGUGAAGGCCUCGUCUUUCUCUAUGAGUGUAUCACGCAGAUGCGAGCUUUUGAUGGAUGCGGUGCGAUUUUGGCGGAUGAAAUGGGCCUUGGAAAGACCCUACAGUGCAUUGCACUUAUAUGGACACUUCUGAGGCAAGGACCGUACGGUGGGCAACCAUUUCUUCGUAAAGUCAUCAUCGUGACACCGAGCAGCCUCGUUAAGAAUUGGGUCAAGGAGUUCAAGAAGUGGCUGCAGAACAGAAAUCUUCGAGUCUACCAUGUUGAUCAGAACAACAAAAUUGAUGUCUUUUUAAGUCAACCAUCCACGUAUCCUGUGCUGAUUCUUUCAUAUGAAAUGUACAUGCGUGUCAGCAAUAGCCUCGCCAGCACCAACUUUGACCUGCUGAUCUGUGACGAGGCGCACAGGUUGAAGAAUGCCAACAUCAAAACCACAGAGUCUCUGCACAACUUGGGAACCCUACGUAGAAUCCUGCUAACAGGGACACCUGUACAGAAUGACCUACAAGAGUUUUUUGCCCUUGUUGAUUUCUGCAACCCUGGAAUAUUAGGCAAGUCGUCAAGUUUUCGCCGCAUCUAUGAAGAACCAAUUCUGAGGUCGCAACUUCCGGGGGCCACAGAAGAAGAGAAGGAGCUGGGCCAGGCGCGUGCCAACGAAUUGAUGCAGGUCACUGCACCGUUCAUCCUCCGCCGGACCCAAGAUGUAAUUCAAAGCUACCUUCCUGGAAAAGUCGAGUGUGUUGUCUUCUGCCGCCCUCAACCACUUCAGCUAGCACUCUACCAAAACCUGCUGGAUACAAACAUGGUGCGGGCUUGCCUAAGCAGUUAUCUGUCAACUGAUGCGAACUGUCCCCUGGCUUGCAUUCUGGCUCUUCGAAAACUCUGCAACCAUCCCCUACUCGUUGCCUCCCAGGAAUUUGCUGACAAAGAUGAGGACGCUGGUUUAGCAACUCUACAUGCCGAAGCUCGCAGAUGUCUCGCUUCAGAACUUGAUCCCAUGUUGAUGGACCUCGAAGCGGGUUCUGGCAAGCUCACAGUUUUGGCUGCUAUGCUUCAUUCUCUGUGGACUUCCUUGCCUCGGGAGCGGAUAGUCCUGGUAUCAAACUUCACAAAGACUCUGGACAUCCUUGAAGACGUGUGCACUCAGAAAGGGUAUCCUUUCUUGAGGCUGGACGGGUCUACCUCAACGAUGCAGCGCCUGGAGCUUGUCGAGCGAUUCAACUCUCCACACUCAAACUGCUUUGUGUUUCUGCUCAGCUGCAAAGCCGGUGGUGUGGGGCUCAACCUUGUUGGAGCCAGUCGCAUUGUUCUGUAUGACGUAGACUGGAAUCCGGCAAAUGAUCUGCAGGCUAUGGCACGUGUCUGGAGGGAUGGCCAGUCUCGCCAUGUUUCCAUCUACAGACUUCUGACCACGGGCACCAUUGAAGAGAAGAUAUUCCAGCGGCAAGUGACAAAACAGGAACUCAGUGGAGCUGUGCUGGAUAACAAGAAGGAUGGCAAGAGAGCCAAGUUCUCCCUCGAAGACCUGAAGGACCUGUUCACACUUGAUGAAGAAACCAGGAGUUCUACUCACAAGUUGCUGGGUUGUAGGUGCGACAGUAUGGAAGAAACUGACGAUGAUUUCCGUGACAGUCAUACCCAAGCGGACCCUGCAAAGGAGCCAAGUAAAAUCCCUAAGCGUUCAUCUCAGCUGGGGAGUGCAAAAACUCACGGCAUCAUCGGAAAGAAGCUUGGCAUGAGUGAUCUGCUCCGGUGGGAACACAUUCCUGCACCAAUUGGCGAGCACUUUUUACAGGACCCUCACCUGGUUGCUGCAGAGGACAACAUCACAUUUGUUUUCCGUAACACUGUCUCAAAAGCAAAAUGACAUCAGUGCACAACUGUAGCCAUCCACCUCACCCUCCUUAUUUCAAAUGUGUUUGUGAACAAGCACCACUAAUCAUUCAUGCUCAUUACUGUAUUCAUCAUUUAUUUUAGUCUUUGUUUGACCAUGAACAUAUAUAUUUAUGUCGGUUGCAAUGUCUAGCAAUAUUAAUAAAGAAAUUAAUUAUAUGCUUGAAGGAUUUCUUUUAACUAUACUGGCACAUGCGUGUGAGGGUCAACUGAACAUCUGUUGAUGCAGUGCCUAAAAUGUCGAACUUUCAUUUAACAAGAUUUCUUAAUAGUAUUCCUUCCCCUAAAAUGCUUUUGUUUCUGUUUACUGAAAUAUAGUAACCUUCCUAUGCACCAACAGUAUAGUGAAGUCUUCACAUUAUAAACACACAUCUUUUGGCAACCUUAACGAGAGCGAUUCACAGGCAAGUGGCAAGUGAAUCACGUCUUUGUUCCAUUUCCUACUGAAUCGGCAUUUGAAUUGCACCUGUACAAGGCCAGCACCACCUAGAAAAACAAGGCUGGCACACUUAAGAGGAGGAAGCUUUAGCUCGGGAGCUCCUAUGUAAAUACUACAUUGGAAUGGAGAAAUCGUUUCUCUCAGUAACCACUACAACAAGUUUGGUAAGGUAUGUCGCCAUAAAAAAAAAAGAAAGAAUGUUCAAUUCUAGAAACUGUAGAAAGUGGAGUUUUUAUUAAGCUGUCAUUUUUUUUACAAAAGAUUGCUGAAAAUUGAAAAAGAAAAAAAAAACACUCGAUUAGUACCAAGUUUUUCGACUCUGCAACUCAGCAUUAAAAAAACACUACAAUUUUGUAAACUGUACCUGUUGAAACGGGGAAUCUCACACAACUAAAGCAGUCAAAAUUGAUGUCUUAUACAUCACUCUGGAAUAAUACCACUAAUUUGUGAGUAAGUUAGGAGGGUGAUAGUUUGGGCUAGUUGGUAUUCCAUAGUCUAAUAAUAAGUGAAUCAAGAUGGGACGACAAGAAACAGAAACAAGUGCUUUAAGUUCCUUGCAAGUGCAUGUCUGUCUUUCUUGCAUCCCAUCUUCAUUCACACUUUAAACUUGUUGUGAUAAGACUU